AUGGCGAGUUCCGCCUCCGAUCCGAGGGAUGCGGCCAUCUCAGAGUACCGGAACAAGCUGUUGCAGCACCGGGAGCUGGAUGCACGGGUGAGGACCCUGCGGGAGCAGGUCCGCAAGUCCCGGCAGGAGUAUGACAAGACGGAGGACGAUCUGAAGGCCCUGCAGAGUGUGGGCCAGAUCAUCGGAGAGGUGCUGAGGCAGCUGGACCCGGAGAGAUUCAUUGUCAAGGCCAGCAGCGGCCCACGGUAUGUGGUCGGCUGCAGGACCAAGGUAGACCGCGCCAAGCUGUUGCCCAACACGCGUGUCGCCCUGGAUGUUACCACCCUGACCAUCAUGCGCAUCCUGCCGCGAGAGGUAGACCCUAUGGUGCACAACAUGACCACAGAGGACCCUGGUCAGGUGGACUACUCCUCCAUCGGCGGCCUGUCUGAGCAGAUCAGGGAGCUGCGGGAAGCCAUAGAGCUCCCCCUGAUCAAUCCCGAGAUAUUUAUGAGAGUGGGGAUCAAGCCCCCCACUGGAGUCUUGCUGUAUGGUCCCCCAGGCACGGGCAAGACGCUGCUGGCCAAGGCCAUUGCUUCCAACAUAGACGCCAACUUCCUGAAGGUGGUGGCAUCUGGGGUGGUGGACAAGUACAUUGGCGAGUCUGCCCGUGUCAUCCGCGAGAUGUUUGGGUACGCCAAGGAGCACCAGCCCUGCAUCAUCUUCAUGGACGAGAUCGACGCCAUCGGUGGCAAGCGCUUCAGCGAGGGCACCAGUGCGGACCGUGAGGUGCAGCGCACACUCAUGGAGCUGCUGUCCCAGCUGGACGGCUUCGAGUCGCUGGGCAAGGUCAAGUUGGUGGCAGCCACCAACCGCCCCGACGUCCUGGACCCUGCGCUGAUGCGGCCGGGGCGGUUGGACCGCAAGAUUGAGAUCCCGCUGCCCAACGAGCAGGCGCGCACCGAGAUCCUGAAGAUCCACGCCUCCAAGAUCACCAAGCACGGCGAGAUCGACUACGAGUCCGUUGUCAAGCUGGGCGACGCCUUCAACGGCGCGGACCUGCGCAACGUCUGCACCGAGGCCGGCAUGUUUGCCAUCAGGGACGAGAGGGAUUACGUGGUCCAGGAGGACUUCAUGAAGGCGGUGCGGAAGCUGGCCGAGGCAAAGAAGCUGGAGUCGCCCUCCCCCUUCUCCUCUGACUUUGGUGACAAGAAGUAG
This is a messenger RNA of Auxenochlorella protothecoides, 1197 nucleotides long. RefSeq names its product 26S protease regulatory subunit S10B-like protein B. Lineage: Eukaryota; Viridiplantae; Chlorophyta; Trebouxiophyceae; Chlorellales; Chlorellaceae. The transcript has 8 exons. Gene Ontology annotation, cellular component: cytosolic proteasome complex; proteasome regulatory particle, base subcomplex. The record is from RefSeq and is a predicted model, not a curated record. Gene Ontology annotation, molecular function: ATP binding; ATP hydrolysis activity; proteasome-activating activity. Bases 1 to 1197 code for a protein of 398 amino acids. Gene Ontology annotation, biological process: positive regulation of RNA polymerase II transcription preinitiation complex assembly.